Molecule: messenger RNA, 2927 nt
Organism: Pseudophryne corroboree (corroboree frog)
Lineage: Eukaryota; Metazoa; Chordata; Amphibia; Anura; Myobatrachidae
Gene: PRDM4
Product: PR/SET domain 4
Exons: 12
Coding region: 363-2714 (783 amino acids)
Biological process (GO): regulation of gene expression; transcription by RNA polymerase II
Cellular component (GO): nucleus
Molecular function (GO): DNA-binding transcription factor activity, RNA polymerase II-specific; histone methyltransferase binding
Source: RefSeq, a predicted model, not a curated record
UUGGGAGUGGAGGCGGAGAGAGGGAGAUAGAGAGCGGCUCUGCUGGAGAGGGGUGUGAGUGAGGGGCACCGUGCCUGCAGCCAUGGCUCCCCUCUCGUGUGUGUGCCUCACUGGGAGCACCUGGGCUGUGGGUGCGGCGCCACGGCUCCUCUAGAACCACAAGUCCCAGCAUGCCUUAGUUGCCGGCCAGAGGCGGGGUAUAGGAGGCCUGCGGCAGGUCAGUGAGAAGUAGCAGCUGCGCUGUCGCCAAUCUGUUCUCCAGCACAUAAAAUGGAAGCUUGUCACCCGCGGGGUCUGUCUGUCCAUCCAGGAGCGAGAUUUAUCUAGGAACGAAACCGGCAGCAACAACAAAGUGACGCAGGAUGAAUGAGUUGAAUCUUAGCGCUGUGGGUAUGGACCAGCUGACUGCUUCCUCCGUUGCCAACGCUCUCCCGGUCACGGCGAGCCACCUGGGGCUCACGUCAUCACCGCCUCACAAUGCCCUCACCGCGCCAGGUCUGCCAGUGGCUAUCCCUAACCUCGGCCCGUCUUUGAGUUCGCUUCCUUCUGCCCUCUCCGUCAUGCUUCCAAUGGGAAUUGGGGAUCGGGGUGUAAUGUGUGGCCUCCCGGAGAGGAAUUACACGCUGCCACCGCCACCGUACCCGCACCUGGAGAGUAGCUACUUCCGGCACAUACUGCCUGGAAUCUUAUCCUAUUUAGCGGACCGGCCGCCCCCCCAGUACAUACACCCCAGUUCUCUGAAUGUGGACGCUAACGGUGGCCUUCCUGUUUCCAGCAAUACCUCGUCUCUGGACCAUUACCAGUCGGGGGGCUCGGUGGGACUGGAGGCUGGAAUAGUGUCCCUGGACUCUGGCUCAGUAGGCGGACAUGGUGGCCAGCGCUUACACCCCAGUGAUGCCCAUGAGGUGGUGCUGGAAGCAGGGAUGAGCAUGGAUAAUGUGUCCCGGGUUACCAGCCCUAUAACAACAGACCGCAUUACAGAGGAGCUGACGAUAGAAGGGGUGACCGGGGAGCACGCUCAGAUCUCCAGUGUUUCACAUUCCCACGAGUCCCUGACCGUGGAUGCCAACCUACCUCCCGACGCUGUCGGCCUCCCCCUGCACAGCGGAUCACUGGAGCUUCCCGUUGUCAUGGAAACGGAGCAUCACAUGGUCGCUCGGUCCGGCAUCUCGGAGAGCUCCCUCAGCGACGCCAUCCACACGGUGUCUUUGAGCAGUAACCCCGUUAGCGUGGCGCUCUCUACUUCCCACCAGCUCUCAUCGCUGACCUCGGUGUCCCUGCACGCGGCUGGGAUCAGCUUGGAGCCAGUCACGGUGUCUUCCAUUACCCAGGAGGUGUCGCUGGCAGGCGGGCACGUGGAUGACGGGAAUCUGACCUUUGUUCCGUCCUCGCUGCAGAUAGAUUCCAAUUCCGAUAAGGAAAACAUGGCCACUCUCUUUACAAUCUGGUGUACGCUGUGUAACCAGGCGUAUCCAUCUGACUGCCCAGAGCACGGGCCCGUUACCUUCAUUCCAGACAGACCCAUCGAGAGCAGGGCCCGUCUGUCCCUUCCCAAGCAGCUGGCGCUGCGGCAGUCUGUGACCGGGGCUGAUGUGGGUGUGUGUGCCCAGGAGGAUAUUGCCGUCAGGACCUGCUUUGGACCAUUGAUAGGACAAGAGAGCCAGACCCUGGAGGUUGCCGGCUGGACGGACAAAUCUGCCAAUCACAUCUGGAAGAUUUACAACAACAACGUGAUGGAAUUCUGCAUCAUAACCACGGACGAGAACGAAUGUAACUGGAUGAUGUUUGUCCGUAAGGCGAGGAACCCGGAGGAACAGAAUCUGGUGGCUUACCCUCAUGACGGGAAGAUCUAUUUCUACACCACACAGGACAUUCCGGCACAGGAAGAGCUGUUGUUCUAUUACAGCCGGGACUAUGCCGUGCAGAUGGGAUUACCUGAGCAGCCCGAGCUGCUGCUGUGUCACUGUGGAAAGGAAUGCUCGUCCUACGUGGAGUUCAAGUCUCACCUGAGCAGCCACGUUAACAGCCACCUCCCCAGCGAGUCCCUGAGCAGCGAGGACACCAGCCCGGGACUGACCCCCAGCAAGGAGCGCAAGUGGAAAUGUACCGUGUGCGCCCGCUGCUUUUCCUCCUCCUCUAAACUCAAUGUACACUACAUGGGGCACAUGGGCAUGAAGCCCCACAAAUGCGAGUUCUGCAGCAAAGCCUUCAGCGACCCCAGCAACCUGCGCACGCAUCUCCGGAUACACACGGGGCAGAAGAAUCACCGCUGCGGACUCUGUGACAAAUCCUUCACGCAGAAAGCACACCUGGCCUCCCACAUGGUGAUCCACACCGGCGAGAAGAAUUUAAAAUGUGACUUCUGUGAGAAGAUGUUCAUGAGGAGGCAGGACCUGAAGCAGCACAUUCUCACUCACACGCGAGAACGACAGAUAAAGUGCCCGAAAUGCGACAAACAGUUCUGCAGAACCAACCAUCUCAAAAAACACCUCAACUCCCACGAAGGAAAGAGGGACUUUGUGUGCGAGAAGUGCUCCAAGGCUUUCCUCACCAAGUACCACCUCACCCGCCACCUGAAGAUCUGCAAAGGUCCCAGCACUGCGCCUCUGACAGACCAGGAUGAGGAAGAGGAGGACUCUGAGGAGGAGGAAGAGUUACUCAGCGCAGACUGCCAUGUGUUCGGCGCAGACGGACAGCUGUCGUCGCACACGUGACACCAGAGGUCCUAGCACUAUUUAUUCUAUUUAUUGUGUGUAGGAAACCAGAACAGGGUCAAGCUCUUGAGAAGCGGAAUAGGACAACCGUGGACUUCUGUAACACCGGGCUCCAUCCUUUUCUAUAAGGAGCCGCGGGUGUUACGCCUGUGUACAUACGGAGCUAACUGUGUAAAUAAAGACUGUGUAAAAUCUCGUGCUUUCUUCUGGAGA